Messenger RNA from Rotaria sp. Silwood2, 1131 nucleotides. The record is from the annotation of a GenBank genome assembly. Lineage: Eukaryota; Metazoa; Rotifera; Eurotatoria; Philodinida; Philodinidae.
AUGACUAUUCGUACGCAAUUGGAAGAUUUAUCAAAUGAAAUAUUUUUGGAUAUAUUCGAGUACUUAAAUGCAAAUGAUAUUUUUUUUGGAUUUACUUCACUUAACUUACGUAUCUCUUUACUUCUCAACUCUAUUCCUCUUCAUAUCAACAUUCAUCGAACUUGUUGUCGUCAUGAACUUGAAUUUUUGUGUAAUCAUUUGAAAUUUCAUUCUGAUCAAGUUGUUUCAUUACAAGUUCAUGAUCAAAUUUGUGAUCAAACAAGUGUUAUUGCAUAUCUUUUUCAUCGGCAUGAUUUUAUCAAUCUUCAUUCAUGCAUAUUUUAUUCAAUUAAUUCAUCAUCUAAAUUAAAAAUUGCUGUUGAAAAAUUAUCAAAAUUACCAAAGAUCGUUUUAUUUCGUAUAAUUCAAUCUUGUAAUGUUAAAGAAGAUAAACUUAAUACAUCUGAUGCAUUUGAAUUUAGUCAAUUGAUUUUGAUAGAUACGCCAUCAACACUUCGCUCAACUUCUCUUUAUUUUCAUUAUAAUCAUACUCAAAUUGCAACAAUAUCAAAAGUUACAACAAAUCUUACACAUUUGCAAAUAAUCUUUUAUGGCACAUUAAAUGAUAUAUCGAUUUAUUCUCUUAUUCCUUUGCUUCGUAUUCAUCGUGCAUUACGAACUCUUUGUGUGACAAUUAAAAGUACACAGGUGAUAGGGGCUUAUAAUACAAAUGUGCCUCAUCUUCCUUUUAUUAAUGAAAAUGAUCUUCCACUAUCAUCAUUAUUAAAAUCGUUCGAUUUACAAAUAGUUAUGGCUCCAUGCGAUAUUUAUUCAAUUGGUCUUAUUCUCCAUUGUAUGCCAAAUCUUUAUCAAUUUGUUUUUACACUUAUUCGUGAUCGAAGUCUUUCACCAUUUAUUAUGGAUUUGAUUGAUGGACAAAAUUGGCAAGAGAUGUUAACAAGUCAUGUACCUUAUUUAAAAAAAUUUGAUUUUCAUAUAUCUUUGUUAAAGUAUGGUCAACCAUUAGAUUUUGAUAAUAUUGUCAACUCAUUCAGAUGUCUUGUCAACUUAUAUCAUCAAUGGGAUAUGUGCAUUAGUCGAUGGGAGUAUUGGCCAAAUAUUCUGUUUGUUUUCAGUAAGUUAAAUAAAUAA